This is a messenger RNA of Liolophura sinensis, 5124 nucleotides long. RefSeq names its product zinc finger SWIM domain-containing protein 5-like. Bases 164 to 3394 code for a protein of 1076 amino acids. Gene Ontology annotation, molecular function: zinc ion binding. NCBI's taxonomy places the organism in Eukaryota, Metazoa, Mollusca, Polyplacophora, Chitonida, Chitonidae. The record is from RefSeq and is a predicted model, not a curated record. Gene Ontology annotation, cellular component: Cul2-RING ubiquitin ligase complex. The transcript is spliced from 17 exons.
UGUUGUAUAUGGUAGUCCAGAUUCAUUACUAGACAUCUGUGCCAAAGUUGUGGCGGAAAAUAUACCAUUUCAGCAAGUGGAACAAAGGUUCGAUCGGAUUCCCGAACCAGUUCAGGGACGGAUUGUGUAUUGGUCUUUCCCUCGAAAUGAGGACGAUAUUUGUAUGUACUCGUCUUUCACGAACUUCAACACCAAAGAAGGUGCUGAGACCCAAAAACUACCUUUUCACCAAGGAGUUAAGCUGCUGGAAAACUCCGCAGUACACGAUGUCCUCCAAAUCGGUUUCCACCUUAGCGGAACAGUCACUGAACCAGCCAAUCCACUAUAUUCCGAACCCGAAAGAGACUAUAAGGUGUCAAUCAGUUUUGAUAGGUGUAAGAUAACAGCAGUGAAGUGCGGCUGUGGAAACAAGGAUAUAUUUUGGUGCCAGCAUGUAGUCGCUCUGUCCCUUUAUCGUAUUAGAAAAGCUGACCAUGUUCAACUACGUGUGCCAAUAUCAGAAACUUUGUUACAAAUGAGCAGAGAACAGCUACAGAAAUUUGCCCAGUAUUUAAUUGCUGAACACCAUACUGAUGUCUUGCCAACUGCACAGAGAAUAGCUGAUGAAAUUGUUCAGGCAAAAUCUCAAAUCAACCUCUUACCAGGUGCUCCUGACCCAACAGCGGGUGCGUCUAUCGGGGACGACAACAGCUGGCAUCUUGAUGAGGAUCAGGUUCAGGAACAGGUGAAAUCUUACCUAUCUCAGGGAGGCUACUACAACACUUCCAAUCAGCUGAAUGCAAUGUUUGCCAAGGUGCGAGAGAUGCUGCGAGCUCGGGACUCUAAUGGUGCUAGAAUGUUGACCUUGAUCACAGAACAGUUUCUUGCCGACCCGCGGCUGUUUCUAUGGAAAUCGCAGGGAACACCAAUGACUGAUAAGUGUCGACUUCUCUGGGACGAAUUAGGGGCCUUAUGGGUAUGUGUUGUGCUGAACCCAAACUGCUCAUUGGCAGAGAAGCAGCAGUGGCACAGUUCUCUUGAGGAGUGGUCAAACAACCCUGUGUGUCCUCUGGAGGAUGCGGAUAGCAGACACUCCACUGACCAUCACCUUCAUGUUGCUCUUGGCAACAACAACUUCCUAGGCCAGAUUCCAGGUUCAUCAUUGUGGCCUCAGAGACAGAAACCCAGGACAAUAUUCCAGAGAGCAUUGGAGGCGGGUCAUCUGACUUGGGAGGAUCGUCAUCUACAACGCAUUUUACAUGAGGAUGGGCGCCGCUGCAAAACACACUCCAUGUCUGAUGUUUAUGACUCUCAGGGCUUCCCGCUGUGGCAUGAACAUUUGGCCACUGCUUGUGCACGAGUGGAUGCUUUACGUUCACACGGUUACUUAAAAGAGUCCCUGCGUCUGGCUGUGGCUAUUGUCAGAACUUUGAAGAGGCUACAGAGGAAAAAUCAGGAUAAAUAUAAAUUGGAUAGAUUUGAAGCAGCAGGGGAGUGCAUGCCAAGUACAAGCAGUGGUAUUACGCACCUUGGACUGUCCAGCCAUGCCUCUCUGACAGAUGGCUGGGUGGGACAUCCCUUUGACCCAAUAGGCUGUCUCUUUGACACCCUGGCUGAGGCAUCUUUAAGUCCCGAAGACAACUCAUCCCAUAGAGCUUCUGAGGCAUCAAGCAGCAGAUCCUCCCAGCGAGACCGUGAUCGAGAGCACAGAGAUCGUGAUCGGGACCGUGAUCAUAGAGACCGUGAUCGGGACCACAGAGACAACACUAAUCACAUGACACCUCCCCGUUACCGUCAUGUCCCUGUCCCUGAACAGCAUGAUUCCUACCUCACUUUAGCACUAGAAGUAGCUUUAAUAGGUUUAGGGCAGCAACGGUUGAUGCCAUCAGGCCUCUAUGCUCAAGACAAAACCUGUAAGCAGGAAGAGAAGUUGAUCAAUAAAUUACAGGAGAUCGAGUUGGAUUCCACUCUGGUCAAUGUCUUGAGAAAGCAGGUCACCUUGCUGAUAGAAGGUGGCCCGUCCAGUGGGCUGGGGGCUGGCAUCCACAUGGAGAGCUACCCAAUGCAUACAUUUGCACGCUACCUGUUCACUAGUCUCCUGCCCUAUGACCAGGACCUGGCCUACAGGGUGGGGCUCAGGGCGAUGAGACUGCCUGUUCUGGAGAACACAGAGGAGACGGAGGAUAUUGUCAACAACGUUGGCUCUGUGGUUCUUAGUCGCUUUCCACGGUGGUUUGUUCUUGGACACAUCGAAUCUCAGCAAUGUGAACUGGCUUCCACUAUGCUUGCUGCAGCUAAAAAUGAUAUCCGGAGACUGAAGACAGUGUUGGAAUCUGCACAGAGGCAUAUACGCAGCUCCUCACAACUCUUCAAGCUAUCCCAGGAUGCUUUUAAAAUAGCAACACCACCUGAUGUCCCUCGCCAAAUUCCUGCUCUUAAUGCAGCUUUUGAACUGGGUCUGCAGGUUAUGCGAAUGACUCUUUCGACUCUGAAUUGGCGCCGUCGUGAGAUGGUGAGAUGGCUAGUGACCUGUGCUACAGAAGUGGGCAUACAAGCCCUGCUCUCAAUCAUGCAGAACUGGUAUACACUGUUUGCUCCUAUAGAGGCCACAGGUACUGUGGCCAGCACUAUCAUGUCCCCAGCCACCAUGAUCCAGUUGAACCUGAACUACCACCAGCAGGAAGAAUUGGCCAGUUGUGCUCGGACCCUUGCUCUCCAGUGUGCCACCAAAGACCCCCCAAACUGUGCCUUGUGCGCGCUUCAUCUUUGCGAGAAGGACGCUAUUGCCUUUGAGACUGCUUACCAAAUCGUGGUGGAUGCUGCUGCACACAUCAUGAACUCCACCCAGCUAUUCACCAUAGCCCGAUACAUGGAGCAUCGGGGCUACCCUCACCGCGCCUACAAGUUAGCCUUGCUGGCCAUGAAAACCCUGCAUUUGGCCUAUAACCAGGACACCCACCCGGCCAUCAACGACAUCCACUGGGCAUGUGCCCUUAGUCAUUCCUUAGGCAAGGUUGAACUGGCCAACAUUGUUCCCCUUGUGGUGAAAAAUGUCCUGUGUGCUACAGUGUUGUCAGACAUCCUUCGCCGUUGCACACUUACGGCACCAGGCAUGGCCAGUCCCCCAGAUGGAAAACGACGGACUAUGAAAUUGUUGUCAUAUGACAAACAGCCCUUAAGACAGCUUAUGGAGGCGGCCAUUUGUGCUUACAUCAACACGACGCAUUCGCGCCUCACACAUAUUAGCCCCCGACAUUACGGGGAUUUCAUUGACUUUUUGAGCAAGGCAAGAGAAACCUUCCUUUUGGCUCAUGACGGCCACAUUCAGUUCUCUCAGCUCAUAGAAAAUAUGAAACUGGUCUACAAGGGGAAGAAGAAACUAAUGCACCUAAUAAAAGAAAGAUUUGGUCUUUGACAACAGGAGAUCUAGGGAAAUUUGCAAAAGACUGAUAGAUUAAGGUGGAAAGUUUGUUGAAUGAAUGCUACAUGCAACUGGUAUGAAUCUGUGAGUUUGAAAUGUGGCAUGUGACAUGCAUUAUCACUAAUGUUCUUCAAAGGAGUUAACUCUCCUUGUGUAAUUUGUACGGAUUAGUGUACUUCAGAAGCAAUCCAUUAGGAAUGCGGGUAAAUUUAUACAUGUAGAUGUACUCUACACGUACAUGGUAUCUUUAUAUGUAUAAAGUUUACAUAUAUGAGAUAUUGACAGCCUGACAGAAAGGAAUUAGUUGGAAUAGUGAAUUUUCAGUUGGCUGCCUAAGGUGCGCCAAUAAUAGAGCAUGAAUGUGACGCAUGAUUCUGUCAGAUAUUGUUUCUAUAUGGUUUUACAUGUAGGUGAUUUAUAUAUACAUAUAUAUAUACUUGUAGACAAAAUUAGUGUUAUUGGUGUAGUAUUUAAGUCCUGUUUAUGUUUAUCGUAGCGGAAGUGUAUCAUAGCGCCUGUUUUUCACUUGAUGACAACUUUCACUUCUUUAACCUGUUCCGUAUUAGUGCAUGUCAGAUGGUCUUUUAGAGCUCAUGUUCAUUUAAUUUUAUUAAUUUUUUUUUUCUUUACUCCUCUUUUAUUUAUGAAGUUGAUUUCAUCAUUUUGAUUAUUUUUUUGCUUUUAUCAUGGAUUUAAAUGGGAGGCACACUGAUGUUGGGAUUUGGAAAGGAAUUGUGAUUGUUGGAUUGGCUUAGGGAGCUAGAGUAGCAGAUUUUGGUAAGCCCAGUAUAAUUUAUACUUGCUCGUAACUAGCAGUGUCAUUAGUGUUAAAUAUACAUUGGUGUUUGUGAUUUGGCAGUAUUGUUUGGCUACCCUAGUGGUGUCACUCGGUGAAAAAUUGUGUGAUCCUCCCCUUAUAGCAUCAAACAUUUAUUUCCUUAAGGUGUUAAGGUCUGUUGUAUUGAAAGAUCAGUGUCCACUUGAAUAAAUGAUGAAACUGAGAUGUUUGAUCAAAGAAGGAAUGACGCGCAGCAUAAGAUCCAGACCCAUUCUACACUUGACUGGAGGUAAAACUGGCUAAAUGUGGGUAUCUGACUUAAUGUGAGCAUCUGAAGGUAGACCACUGAUUGUCCACUGUAAUGUGUUGUCAUUGAUCAAUCCUUAUUUAAAACUGAGGACCAUCAUAACUAAAACAAGAAUAAAUUUCAGGAUGUCUUUUUGGCAAAACAUAGUAUUCAAGUAGUAUUCACCUACGGAAAGUGCAGUUGGAGAUCUUUUAUCGUUACACAGGUACAGUAUUCAGCCAAAUAUUUAGAGGAAAACAGCAAUAGUUUAUAAAGUGAUCACUCGAAUAUUGUCUGUCUAAACUGGGCAUUCACAAGUAAAUGUAACCAAAGGUAUGGUAAAAACUGUGCACCACUGAUAUACUGACAGAUGUGUAGUUUUGGUGGAGGCCUACACAUUACAGUAUUAGGAGCUUUUAGAUGUAAGUGAUGGUAGAUUUAUUCAUGACCUCCAUGCUACAUUUGCAGCUUUUCUGGGUAUAAAGGCUUAGUUAACAUUACACACCAUCCAACACCUGUGUGGGUUGAUGCUGUUAAUAGCUGUAUAUGGAUUCUGUUGAUACAUGUGUAUGAAUGUAUUGUGUGUUUCAUGUGAGGAAUAGGAAUUAUCGGAAAGCAACAGAAUCCUAGUAGUGACUGGUUUAGCAUUUUGUUGUGUGU